Messenger RNA from Cyphellophora attinorum, 471 nucleotides. RefSeq lists its product as uncharacterized. The record is from RefSeq and is a predicted model, not a curated record. The transcript is spliced from 2 exons. Lineage: Eukaryota; Fungi; Ascomycota; Eurotiomycetes; Chaetothyriales; Cyphellophoraceae. The coding region runs from base 1 to 471 and encodes 156 amino acids.
AUGGAUUUCCCAAGGACGAUCCUGCACUACCUCCGCGAAGACGUUCCCUUUCCCGCACCCAGCGGCAGAGAACACUCCUUCAGGACUAAGUUCGAAACAGCCUACCAGCUCGUCGGUUCAGAGAAUUUAGUCGACCUCUCCGAGGCAAAGCGUAUCUGUCGUCGACUCUUGAAAAGACGCGGUCUUCCCCUCCUUUACCUUAUUGGCUGCAACCAGCUUAUCAGUUACUGGUCCCCCUUCCACGAUACCACCGCCAUCCGUCAUGCGGAAAAGACACUCGAGCUCUGCCGGGAUAUGCAUUCCCUGAUCGAGAACAUGGAGGAUAAGCCAGAGCAGGAGAAGUUGCGGUAUCGGACGUUGUUGGCUAUGGCGGAGGAGAACCUGGAGUAUGUGAGGGAAGGGCCCGCUGAUAUUGACGACAUUAUGGCCCCGAGUAGUGAGGAAGAGGAACAGCUGAGCCGGGUGAUAUGA